Molecule: messenger RNA, 403 nt
Organism: Lagopus leucura (white-tailed ptarmigan)
Lineage: Eukaryota; Metazoa; Chordata; Aves; Galliformes; Phasianidae
Product: rho GTPase-activating protein 33-like
Exons: 3
Biological process (GO): small GTPase-mediated signal transduction
Molecular function (GO): GTPase activator activity
Source: RefSeq, a predicted model, not a curated record
CAAGCGAUCCACAAAGAUGGCAUUUGUCCCAUGGUUUUUCCCUUGUCAUCUUUGCUACAUUAUGCAAGCUCACAGACCUGUUCCUUCUCUCUCCUCUACCCGCUCCCUUGGUGCAGCUUUCGCUCGUGGAAGAACAGAGCAAAGUGACAAGAAACAGCUGCGAGUUCAAGGAACUGUCUACCUUGUUCUGAUCUCCUGCCAGUUCCAGCUUGUCGUGCCUGCUGUGAUGGGCGUCGCGUGCAGUGAGAUCAGCUGUGGGCCUGACAUGACACGGAUGGAGGCUGAGAACAAUGGGAAGCCCCUGCUGGUCCGUGAGGAGUCAUCUCUUAAUAUCCCAGCUAUUGCUGCUGCCCACGUUAUUAAGAGAUACGUUGCCCAGGCACCGGGUGAACUCUCCUUGGAG